This is a messenger RNA of Bombyx mori (domestic silkworm), 1618 nucleotides long. RefSeq lists its product as uncharacterized. The transcript has 3 exons. Lineage: Eukaryota; Metazoa; Arthropoda; Insecta; Lepidoptera; Bombycidae. The record is from RefSeq and is a predicted model, not a curated record. The coding region runs from base 145 to 1410 and encodes 421 amino acids.
CCGCUGUGACGCUCCUCUUAAAUUGUCACUGGGCUAAAACUCAAUACAUUCCCGGGUAUAAUCAAGUUUAUUAUGAGGAUGAUGACAACGACCUUGACGAUAUUCUCCCCUUUGUGAUUCUCGCUUUAUUGGGACGUGGGCGUUAUGGCGGAUGCGGAGGGUUUGGCGGUUUUGGGGGCUGUGGAGGGUGUGGAAUUUAUGGAGGCGGCGGAGGCUGUGGCAGUUGUGGAGGAUUCGGAAGCUCAGCAGGUGGUAUACACUUACAAGCCGCAAAAACAAUCUCUAAGUUCACAGACGGGGAAAAAUUCCGCAUCGAAGAACAUUGCGACAGUAACACCAGCAAGGUAUAAAAAAUCUUGUAAAAGAAGACACGGGUCGCACUCUACUUUUGCCAAUAAUAUGCCAGACUUCCCAGAAGUAGAAUACCCAACAGACAUGUCAGAUUCAUCCAGACCUUUCUAUUUUAACGAAGGCUCUAUUUUAAGUCCUUUUCCGAAUGACGUGAAAGCUUCUUUCCAAAACAUAAUGUCACAGAGUAAGCCAAAAAAUAACGCACAAUAUUUAAGCACUGGGAUAUUAAAUGUCGCAGAAAUUCUUAAAUCCAACAAACAAAUGGAAAAGCACGAUGAAAAAGAUGUUCAUUUAGAGGAAGAACAUGAAUGUGAUAAGAUAACACGUGUUGAGAAAAAAGACGAGUUUAAUGAAUUUCCUGAUCUUUUAAAACCCAUAGAGCAGAAUGAAAAAAAAGUGACUUUUAAAAAACAAGAAAGUACCAAGGCUUCUGAUGAUUUUAAACAAGAAAAGGAAAAUGAUGAAGUUUCUGCUCUUCUUUGGACCGACAUGAAAUUAGUUCAGGGUUUGACCAACGAACUACACGAGGCGGAUCCAGUUGCAGAGGCAAGUGAAUCAAUAGAAGACGAACGCAGUUCUACUUUUUCAUGGCUUAGUGGCAAGAUAACACCAGAAAUUUGUGAAAAAAGAGAAGAACUAAAUAAAUUUUAUGAUUUAAUAAAAGAAAAUACGGUCAUAAAAUGGCCGGUCACAAUAAAUGGUAUAACAAAAGAAUGGUUAGGUUUUGUUAUUGAGGAUACAAAACCUGUAACAAAUGGAAGUGAUGUUGCAAACAAGGAUACAAUGGCUAAAGAUUUAUCGAAAAACACUUGUCUAGAAUUCCCAGACGAACAACUUCCUGAUUCAUUAGUAUGCGAUUAUAUGGAUAAAACAAACCUGACAGACACCAUUUUUGAAAUUACUGAAGAAGAAUAUAAUAAAAAUGUCACAUCAGAAGAGAUAGAAUGCUACGUUCUAACUCCAAUGGUGAUUCCACGUCGGUCGAAAAAGACACUUGAAAAAUCAUUAACAAAACCUGAACAUACAAAUCAUAAUACUUCAUUUUAUGAGUGGGAUUAGAGUGUGAUUGAUGUAAUGGGAAAAUUAUAAGUACUGAGAUAAAUUGUAAUCUGAUACUACUCAAAUAUGUCCAUUUGAGUAGUAUUACAAAAUAUAUUAAGCGUUCAGUUAUUGAUAAGAAUAGAUUCAAGAUGUAUGUAUUUAUGUUUACAAUAGAAAUAUGUGUGGUAAAUAAAUUGUAAAACGUUAGCUAGAUUUUCUUACCUUC